GCGGCGGCGCUCACGCGCGGCCCGCACGCGGCGCGGACCGCCCAGCGUUACCUGGCGCUGCGCGGCCAUGGCGGCAUCCUCGUCAGGAGUCGGCGCGGGCCGCGCGCCGCCCGCGUCCGCCAGGGGGGACCCGUGGGCGCUCCUGCUCGAGCAGGCCAGCGACCUGAACGACGAGCUGUGCCGGGAGAAUUGUGAGCUCAAGAGUGAGGUGGCGAUACUGCGUCAGCGCCAGAUGCAGAGGGAGGCCGCGCGCUCCAGGGGAAAGCCGGGCGCGUCGAUGGCGGCGCGGGUGGCGAGCCUCACGCCGCGGGUGAUGUCCCACGUUCGCCGCAUGAUCCGCGAGGUGGAGGUGCCCCCGGAGGCGUGCGGCGAGGCACCGGCG
Molecule: messenger RNA, 382 nt
Organism: Prorocentrum cordatum
Lineage: Eukaryota; Dinophyceae; Prorocentrales; Prorocentraceae
Source: the annotation of a GenBank genome assembly